AUGUACUCUGGGUCCCGUGCCCACUGUGGGUCCCGCGCCCACUGUGGGUCCCGUGCCCACUGUGGGUCUCGCGCCCACUGUGGGUCUCGCGCCCACUGUGGGUCUCGCGCCCACUGUGGGUCUCGCGCCCACUGUGGGUCUCGCGCCCACUGUGGUCCCGUGCCCACUGUGGGUCCCGUGCCCACUGUGGGUCUCGCGCCCACUGUGGGUCCCGUGCCCACUGUGGGUCCCGUGCCCACUGUGGGUCCCGUGCCCACUGUGGGUCCCGUGCCCACUGUGGGUCCCGUGCCCACUCUGGGUCCCGUGCCCACUGUGGGUCCCGUGCCCACUGUGGGUCCCGUGCCCACUGUGGGUCCCGUGCCCACUGUGGGUCCCGUGCCCACUGUGGGUCCCGUGCCCACUGUGGGUCCCGUGCCCACUCUGGGUCCCGUGCCCACUGUGGGUCCCGUGCCCACUGUGGGUCCCGUGCCCACUGUGGGUCCCGUGCCCACUGUGGGUCUCGCGCCCACUGUGGGUCCCGUGCCCACUGUGGGUCCCGUGCCCACUGUGGGUCCCGUGCCCACUGUGGGUCCCGUGCCCACUGUGGGUCCCGUGCCCACUGUGGGUCCCGUGCCCACUGUGGGUCCCGUGCCCACUCUGGCACUUGUUUGUAUCAGUCUCUGCCCGCGCUCUAUAUUCAUUAAUAACUAA
Messenger RNA from Procambarus clarkii (red swamp crayfish), 690 nucleotides. NCBI's taxonomy places the organism in Eukaryota, Metazoa, Arthropoda, Malacostraca, Decapoda, Cambaridae. The record is from RefSeq and is a predicted model, not a curated record.